Messenger RNA from Salpingoeca rosetta, 2681 nucleotides. RefSeq lists its product as uncharacterized. Lineage: Eukaryota; Choanoflagellata; Craspedida; Salpingoecidae. The transcript has 2 exons. The record is from RefSeq and is a predicted model, not a curated record. The coding region runs from base 520 to 2427 and encodes 635 amino acids.
GGCGAUCAUGUCAUUCCAAAAUGGCACAAGUCGUCAUGGCAGGCGCAUGCCUGACUUGCCUGGGUGGGUGAGAAUAUGUUCGUCAUGAAGGUGUUUGCCAUGCCAUACCAUAUUUGGACCGCGAUCAACGCGAAAAGCAGCCAGCCCCCACCUCCCCCCAAGACCCUCGCCCAACAGCCACCAUCACCCACCCCAGCACAUUCCCGCCACAUUGAAUCGCUAUGCCAUCACAACAAUGCACACACAAAUCACUCACAAGCGCCGCCAACCACAACAACAACAACAACAGCCACAACAACAUCAACAACCACAACACUCUCAACAACCAUAGCCACACAGCUCGAGCGUCCAGCAACCAUUUUCCCUUCAGCCUCUUCCCAACAACAGCAACAGCGCCACCCGCACCUUCCCUCACACUCAGAGCACAGCGGCCAAUAUCGAUCGAUCAACCGAAGCACCACAACAAGCAAGCCACCAAACCAGCCUUGUCCCCCUUGAGCAACCUGUGCCCUCCACACGAUGAUCAUGCCCAUCACCGCUACCAUGGAUGACCCCUCCACCGCCACCAAGUUUGCCGAGGAUGAACGGCCCAUGAAGGUGGCUAAGAUCACCGCAUCCUCAACAGCGAUGACCGCCUCCGCCUCCUCCUCCUCCCCCUCAGACGAAGCGACAGACAGAAAGGUUAUGGCAAGCCUAUCAUCAUCAGUUGGAACGGCCUCCACACCCGCGCCCGUGAGCAGCAACGACUCUUCCUCGUUUGAUGAGGCCGAUAUUCAACGCCACGUCCUGCACGUUCUCCUGCCACAGUACCUCAGCAUCAGCUUGCAGAACACCCCGCACUCCGAAGAUCGGCGUGCGGCAGCCCACCGCCGCCACAAGGCAGCACUCCUCAAGGCAAUGGCCAGCACCCAAGCCCAGGGCUUGGUGCACGGCUUCUUCAAGAACGUGUUCGCGGGCAUCUGGGAGGAAAUUGACCGCAGUGCACGCCUCGCAGCCACAACAGCCACAACAGCCACAACAGCCACAACAAUAGCAGCAGCAGCAGCAGCCAAGACAACAGCACAAGAUGCCAAGGACACGAUGGACACUGCGCAGGACGACUGCUCCGCCGAUAAGGAUACAGCACCGCACAAGGUGCCAGGCGCCUCCUCCCGCCAACAGCAGCUGCGCCAAGCCAUCCAACAACGCAUGCACCGCCACCGCUGGCUGAGUGCAUUUCAGCGGCUGCUUGCGCGUGUUGGUGCCGUUGUCGAGCAUGCCGUCUAUACCUUGGCCGUGCUGGUUCAGGCCAUUGUCGCCCACACCAUGCGGCUGCGCGUGAAGCACCUCCUCCUGCGACAGCACGCCACAGACCCCAAGCACCGCACCGUCGCAGAGGCCGUCGUCGCAGACCCCUCCACCCUCCUCGCCUCCCUCUGCAAGGAGAUUGCCACGCACGACGCACCCAUCCUGCACGGGUACUGCCAGGCAAGCCCAAGCGCCAGGGCCAGCCCCUUUCCCGGGCUGUGCCGGCAUGCGGACGACGACAGCAACGAGCGGAGUGAUGAGCAGAGUGACACAGAGGGUCAACAGGCACACGAAGACGACGACGAAGAGCAGGAGGAACAACAUAAGGAUAGCACAGAGACCCGCGAUGGGGCGACGCUGAAGCGAGAGAAGCAGCAACAGCGGGAGAAGCAAGACGAGAAGCAGGAGGAGCAAGAGGAAGAGGACGCAAACGUCAUUCGAAGACGCGUCAUGCUCGAUGUCUACGAGGCGCUUCUUCGAGACAGCGAGGAGCAGGAGGAAGCGGACAAGGGUAAGCAGGAGGCAGCCCAGCUCGCAGGCCUCCACCCAAUUCUGCGCGGAUCAUCAGCAACACCAACACCAGCCACACCAGCCACACCAGCUGAGCAGCACGGACGCAACGUGAAAGGCAAGAUGCUGCAGGUGGCCUGGCGGCUUGAACGCCUCUGCCGCCCACUUCUCCGCACCCCGACCGAGCACAAGGAGAACGCAUGCCCCACGCCAGCACCCAACAAGAGGACCGCAGCCACGAUCAAGCACGUGUUCCGGCCAGUUGACCCUUGCGACAAGCUCGCCACCUCGGCCACGAGCAGACGCAGCGAAGGCAACACGUCAGGCGCCCGCGACAAUGUGCGGGCGAUAGCCUGCGUCCGCGCCACGGUCACACGCCUCAGCAUGCAGGACCGCGCCUUGGCCACUGCGUGGCGCGGGGUGCUGCGCGCCGUUGGCGCACGUGACCCGGCCAUCUUGCAACGCGUCCUCAAGCUCGACACACAGCAGCACGCGCUCAUGCUAGCCACGUUUGCACAGCGGUUCUACCACACACGGCAGCAGCACCACGAGCGCCUGUGCAAGUUUCGCCAGGCCCUGGACCAAUAUGCAAGCAAAGCCUCCGGCAAGCGUCCAUUCCACUCUUCGUGACAAACCUUUGGCUGUUGUUGUCUUCAUGUUCACGUGUGCUGAUGUGAGGCUGUCUUUAUCUCUGUCGGCCUACAUAUCUGCAUGUCGGUCCAUUCGUCGAUCUGUCUGCCUGUGCCAUUCCACCUCAUUUCCAUGUGCGUGCAGCAUGUAUUGUACACCACGUGCGUAUGCCAUUGUUCUCGAGAUUCGCCUCGUAUCUGACUAUCAUCAUCAUGUACACAAGCUUCGGCAACCACUAAAUCCAAUCACUCAAC